AUGUUUCAAUUCUCCCUUCGAGACAAAGCAAAGCAUUGGUUGAGAACGGUUGAAGAGGGAUCGUUGAGUACUUGGGAUGAGGUGACUAGAGCUUUUCUUGGGAAGUAUUGCCCUCCCGAGAAAACCGCUGAAUUAAGACGGAAGAUCACAAACUUCAACCAAGAGGUUGAUGAAACUUUGAGUGAAGCAUGGGAGCGGUUCAAAGAUUAUACUAGAGCAUGCCCUCACCACGGUUUCACCUCAUGGAUCAUAGUGCAAAGCUUCUAUGAUGGUCUUACUCCUACCUCAAGGGCCAACCUUGAUUCGGGAGCCGGAGGUAGCCUUAAAAAGCUAUCGGUUGACGAGGCCUACAAAAUGAUUGAGGAAGUGGCUAAGCAUUAUGCUUAUGGAGGUGAUAAAAGGCAAGGUCAACCCAAGAAGGGCGGUAAGCAUGAUCUUGAAGCAAUAGAUCUUAUUGCUUCAAAGGUUGAUAUGUUAGCUCGAAAGCUAGAUCAAGUGAACAAUGUGCCCGGUAGCUCCUCCCCACAAGUCAUGUCUUGUGAGACUUGUGGAGGAAAUGACCACUUGGCAUCCUAUUGCAACACUACAACGGAGCAUGUGGCUUCACUUGGUAGGAAUGAUCCUUACUCCCAAACUUUUAACCAAGGUUGGAAACAACAUCCAAAUUUUGGGUGGAAACAACCCAAUCAAGCUCCCCCUCCUCAAAACAAUUACAACCAAGCUCCUCCUUACAAUCAACCCCCUCCACAACAAAAAGCUCCCUAUCGCCACCCCAAUCAAAGAGACAAUGUCCAACAAAGACCCCAAUAA
Messenger RNA from Chenopodium quinoa (quinoa), 810 nucleotides. RefSeq lists its product as uncharacterized. The transcript has a single exon. NCBI's taxonomy places the organism in Eukaryota, Viridiplantae, Streptophyta, Magnoliopsida, Caryophyllales, Amaranthaceae. The record is from RefSeq and is a predicted model, not a curated record. Bases 1 to 810 code for a protein of 269 amino acids.